AUGGAAUUUGGCAAGGAAAUUGAAUUUGAUCUCAAAGCGGAUAUCUGCUUUAUCUUGGUCAUCGGGAGCUUAUUCGGACUGAUCUCAGAUGUUGACUGUGCGGCUUAUGAAAAAUCUCCUAGGAGCACUCGAAGUGCUACUAAAGAUAACAGCGACGGAUAUGGAGCUGCCGCCAAUUAUAAUUUCCAGUACGCCGUGACCGACGGUGGAAACGGUAAUGAUUUUGGUCACGAAGAAGAAAGGAAUGGACUCACCACCAAAGGAAGUUAUCGCGUCCUCCUCCCAGAUGGUAGAAUGCAGGUUGUGACCUAUACGGCAGAUGAGGGUGGAUAUAGAGCUCAUGUCACGUACGAAAAUGUGGGUGGGAGUGGUGGUUCUGGAAGUGGAGGCUAUUCUUCACCAAACCCAGCACCCUCAGCUCCCUACGGUCCCCCAGUAAAAUCAUCCGACACUGCGACUUCUGCUUCUUCUUCCGCCACUAGUAAAGCCUACGGUGCUUUACCUACGACCACGACCUCCUCCACUUCAAAUUCAGCGUCACAGCGUUCAUCUUUUGGUCAACGGAAUUCUGGAUCUUUCGUCAAACUGAGACGGAAUAUCAAGGGUCAACCUCACAACUAUAAUUACACAUUCUAA
Messenger RNA from Folsomia candida, 636 nucleotides. Its product is annotated as cuticle protein 19.8. Gene Ontology annotation, cellular component: extracellular matrix. The transcript is spliced from 4 exons. Bases 1 to 636 code for a protein of 211 amino acids. NCBI's taxonomy places the organism in Eukaryota, Metazoa, Arthropoda, Collembola, Entomobryomorpha, Isotomidae. The record is from RefSeq and is a predicted model, not a curated record.